This is a messenger RNA of Acinonyx jubatus (cheetah), 2191 nucleotides long. RefSeq lists its product as uncharacterized. Lineage: Eukaryota; Metazoa; Chordata; Mammalia; Carnivora; Felidae. Bases 1 to 699 code for a protein of 232 amino acids. The transcript is spliced from 5 exons. The record is from RefSeq and is a predicted model, not a curated record.
AUGUGGUCCUGGGUGAGCUUGGGGCCGGCACCCCCUGCUCCCCAGAAGCUCCUUGAAGAUACCUGCCUGCUGGGCAGCUUCCGGCCUCAGCUUCCAGAAGAGGCCCCGCCCCGCUCAGCCCCUCCUCUUCAUUCUGGGCCCGAUGGAGGCCCCGCCCAGGUCUCCUCUAACCAGACUUUUGGUCUGAGCAAGCUAAGACGGGGGGGAAACCAGUCUCGGGUCCCCGCCAGCUCCCACCUGCGGGCCUCAGGCCGGGCGCCCCCUUGCUUUCAGGGGAGGAGUCAGCAGGGCGUGAAGAGGAGGGAAGGCUGGCCUCUGACCUGGACUUUGAAGGACAGUAGGAUUUGCCAUGAGGGCAGAGAAACCCCACGUGGCGUGAGGCCUGCCCGGAGACCGGCCGCCCCUUACCCGCCUGGGCCACAGACUUUUCGGCUCUCCCAUCUCACGGACAAGCAGACGUUAGAGAGGAUUGAGCCGUGGCCACCAUCCAUGGGCAGACUAGCUGACUUUUUAGAGCUUGUUUCUUUUGAACAUCGGAGGAUCCCUGCUUUGCCCGGCGUUCUGGGUGAGAUCAGCCGGGAGCUGGAGUUGGAGGUGCCGACAGACUCUGCUACGUGCUCUCUGAACGCUGCAGCCAUAAGAACGAAGGUCACACACUUGCCUCAUAGCGACGGAGAUAAUUCAGAGACCGAAGACUGAGCAGGGGAAUCCAACUUUCCGUUGGUCUUUUGGGAGGGCGCACUGUCCAGCGAGAGGUUCGACGCCUCUCACCUCCAGGGAUGUCGGCGUGUGGCGUUUCUUAAAGCCGGAGAACUUACAAACUCAGAGCUGGCCGGUGCCUUGUCCUUCCUCUGGGUUCACCCUUACUGAGCACUUAGCAACUUAGGGAAGGCGGGUCACGGAGGGGACGGUCGUAAGUCUCUGACUGUCCACCUGUGUGUUUAGAAGCGUUUUGCCCCUUCUCUCCGGAGUGAUCCCGGGGGGUAAUCUAUUUAAUAGAUGUCUGGGCAAGUGUCUCAAUCAUAAUGAGCCUCAUCAUAAUUGCGACACUUCGGGGCGCCCGGGAGGCUCAGCCGGUUAAGCGUCCAACUCUUGGUUUCGGCUCAGGUCAUGAUCUCGGGUUUCGUGGGUUCGAGCCCCACGUCAGGCUCUGCACUGGAGGCAUGGAUAUUGCUUGGGAUUCUCUCUCUCUCUCUCUCUCUGCCCCUCCCCUGCUCACACUGUCUCUCUCUCAAAAUAAAUAUACUUGAAAAAAUUUAGUAAUUGCGCCACUUAAAGUUGCCUCAUCUUUCAGUAGGGAUAGUAGUGUUUAUGUCACAUGAUUGAGGAAAUAAAUGUCUGGCACUUAGUAAACGCUCAGGAAAUAGUAACUCUUAUGUGGGGGGGGGAUGUGGGAGUAAGCGGUAAGCGUAGUGUGAGGUGAGCGUGAGGUAUGUCAGGAGCAUAGGAAGCAGGGAUCCAAGGCAGAGGGGUGGGGAGGUGGGGAGGAGGCGUCACAGGCUAAGUGCUGGAGUACAACUCAGAGUCUGCUCCCCAGAAAGACAGCUGGAAGGGUGUUUCAGGCAGGGGGAACCACGCGAUGGUGCCACUUAGAGCCACUUACAGCUUCUAUCAGAGCAUCAGGCGGAUGUUAAUUUAUGUCUGUUCCCCUCUCCAGUUUGGGGAUGAAAUUUCUCAUGCUCUAUUUUGAAGCUGCUUUAUUGUUGCCGGUCCCUCAGGGGAACAAAUGCUCUUUGAGCAGGCUCUGGUUCGCUCACUGUCCCAGCUCAAGUGGUACCUGGUGCGUCUCAGGCAUUUACAGACAUUGAAUGAACGAACGAAUGAACGAACGAACGGACUUCUCUCCCUCGGCUCCCAAGGACUCAGACUGCCUCUCUUCUCUUCCUCUUUGCCACUCCUUCUGCCCCACGCUCUGCCUCACCUGCCCCACUGCACGGCCCCCGAGGCCACGGUCAUCGAGCACAGAAGGCCCCAGUCACAGGCACUGGUGCAGGACGGCACUGGGUCAGCUGCACAACGGCCACAGGAAGAGGAGCCAGAAGCGGAAGGAAGGGUAACCGGUGGUACCACUGAGCCUCAGUGGCAUCUAUGGGGCAGGCUGGCCUUGCAGGGGUGGACCGUGGUGCCGCAGAUCAGGGCUCCCUCGCCCCGGGAGGUGCUGGGAGGGCACUGACAAAGCCCGCCUCCUCCC